Molecule: messenger RNA, 3712 nt
Organism: Populus trichocarpa (black cottonwood)
Lineage: Eukaryota; Viridiplantae; Streptophyta; Magnoliopsida; Malpighiales; Salicaceae
Product: disease resistance protein At4g27190
Molecular function (GO): ADP binding
Source: RefSeq, a predicted model, not a curated record
AAUAUUGUUACCUGAAUAUUACCUGAAUAUGUGAUACAGAGAUGGUCAUCAUAGACAAUUAUUUUUAAUUGCUUCAGUUUGAUUUUUUGUUGAGUUUCUUUCAGUAAUUCUACUUCUUUGCAAGUCUUUUCUCUUGUUGAUCUGUUUUUUUUUUUAAAAAAAGAAAACUAAAAAAAACUUUGACCUAUCCAUGGAAGCGAGCUGGUAUCAUCCACGGAGACGUCUAAGUGAUUAUCCGAACCUUUCAAUCGUUUCUUUCUUUGCCUGGAAUCCAUACAGAGCUAAAGGCCUUCUCCUUUUCUUCCUCCCGCUAUUUCAUUGAGCACUCAGUACCAGUGCUCUUGCGCACAUAUUUUCCCAAAUUAAGACCCGUGGAAAAUGGCUCUCGAAAGUGCUGGUGGAUCCAUUAUAGCUAUGCUAGCAGAACUCAUGGUGGAACCAGUAGGAAGGCAGUUCCGUUACAUGUUCUGUUUCAACAAUUUUGCUCAAGAAUUCAAAGAAAGAGAGGAGAACCUGGUUUCGGAAAAAGAUCGUCUGCAAGAUGUUGUCAGAGCUCCUGAAAGGAAUGCUGAAGAAAUUUACAAAGAUGUCAAAAAGUGGCUGGAAGAUGCAAACAACGAAAUUGAAGGUGCGAAGCCGUUGGAAAAUGAAAUAGGAAAAAAUGGCAAAUGCUUUACUUGGUGCCCAAACUGCAUGCGACAAUUCAAGUUAAGCAAGGCACUGGCCAAGAAGUCGGAGACUUUCAGAAAACUUGGAGAAAGUAGCGAAAAGUUUACAAAAGUGGCCGACAAACGUCCUCCUCAGCGCAUAGAAUUUCUAACAUCAAAGGAAUUCACGCCCUCAAAAUCGUCAGAAGAAGCUUUGGAACAGAUUAUGGAAGCUCUCAAAGAUGACAACGUCAAUAUGAUCGGACUGUACGGCAUGGGAGGGGUGGGUAAAACCACCUUGGUGAAAGAAGUAGGCAGGAUAGCCACAGAGUCGCAGCUUUUUGAUGAAGUUUUGAUGGCUACGGUGUCGCAGAAUCCAAAUGUCAUAGACAUUCAGAACCGAAUGGCAGAUAUGUUAGGUUUGAAAAUUGAAGAAAACAGUAAAGAAGGGAGAGCAGAUCGAUUACGGCAGAGACUGAAGAAAGUGGAGAAGAUGCUUAUAACCCUGGAUGAUGUUUGGAAACAUAUUGACUUGAAAGAGAUAGGGAUCCCAUUUGGUGAUGAUCACAGGGGUUGUAAAAUUCUUCUAACAACUCGUCGUAAAAAUAUAUGUUCUUCUAUGAAGUGCCAGCAAAAAGUGUUCUUAAGAGUAUUACCUGAAAAAGAAGCAUGCGAUUUAUUCAGAAUCAAUGCAGGUUUAGAUGAUGGGGACUCUACCUUGAACGAAGUGGCAAGGGAUGUUGCGAGAGAAUGCCACGGCUUGCCUAUAGCACUCGUGACAAUGGGAAGGGCUCUAAGAGAUGAAUCUGCAGUUAAGUGGAAAAGAGUGUCUAAACAGCUCAAAAACUCUCAAUUUCCGGACAUGGAACAAAUUGAAGAAAAAAAUGCAUAUGCAUGUCUUAAGUUGAGCUACGAUUAUUUGAAGUCCAAGGAAACCAAGUUAUGUUUCUUGCUAUGCUGUUUAUUUCCAGAAGAUUACAACAUUCCAGUCGAGGACUUGACGAGAUAUGCAGUUGGCUAUGGGUUACAUCAAGAUGGGGAGCCCAUUGAAGAUGCAAGGGAACAAGUUCAUGUGGCAAUCAAAGACCUCAAAGCUUGUUGUUUGUUGUUGGGCACUGAAACUGAAGAACAUGUGAGAAUGCAUGACUUGGUUCGUGAUGUUGCUAUUCAGAUAGCAUCAUCAAAAGAAUAUGGAUUCAUGGUAUUGGAGAAGUGGCCAACGAGUAUUGAAAGCUUUGAAGGUUGCACAACAAUUUCGUUAAUGGGCAAUAAACUAGCAGAACUUCCUGAAGGAUUGGUAUGUCCACAGCUCAAAGUUCUAUUAUUAGAACUGGAUGAUGGUUUGAAUGUUCCAGAGAGGUUUUUUGAAGGGAUGAAAGAAAUUGAAGUUUUGUCUCUGAAGGGAGGGUGUUUGUCAUUGCAAUCACUCGAACUCUCAACGAAACUUCAAUUGUCGCUGUUGACGGAGUGCGAAUGCAAGGACCUCAUUUCGUUGAGAAAGCUGCAGGGACUUAAGAUUCUUGGUCUUAUGUCGUGCUUAUCCAUUGAAGAAUUACCUGAUGAAAUAGGAGAGCUCAAGGAGUUAAGGUUGUUGGAUGUGACAGGUUGUCAAAGGCUAAGAAGGAUCCCUGUGAAUUUGAUUGGAAGGUUGAAGAAGUUAGAAGAGCUGUUGAUCGGGGAUGGCAGCUUUGAUGGAUGGGAUGUUGUUGGAUGCACAGGAGGAAUGAAUGCAAGCCUAACAGAACUAAAUUCGUUGUCUCAGUUAGCCGUAUUAUCAUUGAGGAUACCGAAGGUUGAAUGCAUUCCCAGAGAUUUUGUUUUUCCAGUUAGCUUGCGCAAAUAUGAUAUAAUAUUAGGGAAUUGGUUUGUGGUAGCCAAUUAUGGAUACCCAACCUCGACAAGAUUAAUUUUGGCUGGUACAUCCUUAAAUGCGAAGACAUUUGAGCAAUUGUUUUUACAUAAAUUAGAAUUUGUAAAAGAGGGUUGUGGGGAUCUUUCCACUCUGUUUCCAGCAAGAUUGCGGGAAGGUUUAAAAAAUCUAAAGGAGGUGAUUGUUGACAGCUGUAAAUCAUUGGAAGAGGUAUUUGAAUUGGGUGAGGCUGAUGAAGGAAGCAGUGAGGAGGAGGGGCACACCAGGCAUGUAAGCCUUCAAAGUCUUGCUCAUCUGAAUUUGAAUUCUCUCGACAAACUCAUAUUUAUCUUCACACCGUCCCUCGCUUACAGUCUGCCAAAGCUAGAAAGCCUUCGUAUAAGUGAAUGCGGUGAAUUGAAGCAUAUUAUCAGAGAAGAGGAUGGUGAAAAAAAAAUAAUUCCAGAGUCUCCUUGCUUCCCACAAUUAAAAACUAUCAACAUAUCUUUCUGUGAUAAACUGGAAUAUGUCUUCCCAGUCUCUUUGUCACAUAACAGAGAUGGCAUCAUCAAGUUCCCUCAACUAAGAGAAUUGUCUCUUUGGCUCCGAUCAAAUUACAGCUUUUUAGGUCCAAGGAAUUUUGAUGCUCAAUUGCCUUUGCAAGAAUUAACCAUUCAAGGCCACGAAGAAGUGGGUAAUUGGUUGGCACAGCUACAACAAAACGACUUCUUACAAAGAUUAGAAUAUGUACACGUGUACGAUUGUGGGGAUGUUUGCACUCCGUUUCCAGCAAAAUUGCUGCGAGAUCUGAAAAAUCUAAGGAGGGUGGAAAUUGAGGACUGCAAAUCAUUGGAAGAGGUAUUUAAAUUUGCGUGAAAUUGAGAUUAGAGAAUGCAACAAGUUGAAGAGCCUCUUCCCAGUAGCCAUGGCUUCAGGUCUCCCAGAGCUCCGAAUACUUACAGUUAAAAAAUCCUCUCAAUUAUGGGGAGUAUUUGGGCAGGAUGAUCGUGCUUCACCUGUCAACGUUGAGAAGGAGAUGGUGCUUCCUAAUCUAAAUGAGCUGUCGCUGGAACAAUUAUCAAGUAUUGUCUAUUUUAGUUUCGGAUGCUGUGAUUUCUUAUUCCCUCGUUUGGAGAAGUUGAAGGUCCAUCAAUGUCCAAAGCUGACCACAAAAUUUGCUACUACACCAGAUGGUUCAAUGAGUGCUCAAUCAGAG